AUGGCUCUGGGAAACAACACCCAAGUGACCGUGUUCGUGUUUUCUGGACUGACCGAUAAUGAUAAACUAGUCCCGCCCCUCUUUGCCUUUUUCUUCAUGGUGUACCUCGUGACCGUACUCGGAAACAUCGGCUUAAUUAUUCUUGUCCUUGUUGCCUCCAACCUCCACACUCCAAUGUAUUACUUCUUGAGUUACCUCUCAGCGGUGGACCUCUUCUACUCUACAGCUAUAACUCCUAAAAUGUUGUCCGAUCUUCUAUCCCUCAGGAAGACCAUAUCCUUUCAUGGUUGUGCCAUCCAAUUCUUCUUGUUUGCUGCCAUGGCAGGAACUGAGAUUCUCCUACUUUCCAGUAUGUCGUACGACCGCUACGCUGCUAUCUGCCACCCCCUUCACUAUGUUUCCAUCAUGACCAAAAGCAAAUGUGUGUCUCUGGUCAGUCUGUCAUUCUCUGUCGGCUUCUUUCAGUCCGUUGUGCAGACCUGCUGCUUGUUCGGUCUCCAUUACUGUGGCCCGAACGUUAUAGACCAUUUCUACUGUGACGUCCUUCCUAUACUCCGGUUGUCUUGCUCCAAAACACUUCUCUGCAACAUCAUAACUGUUCUCUCUGUUGGCUCUUGUGGUGUUUGUUCGCUGUCGGCAAUCUUGGCCUCAUACGCUCUCAUCUUUACCACCAUAUUAGGUAUAAAGUCUUCUGAGGUACGACAGAAAGCUUUCAGCACGUGUUCUUCUCAUCUCAUGUGUGCCAGCGUCCUCUAUGUUGCAGCUUUCGUCACUUAUUUUCGCUCACCUUCCAGUGCCCUGGACAAACGAGACAAAGUGGCCUCUGUCUUCUACUCAGUAAUGACCCCAAUGAUGAACCCCCUUAUCUACAGCCUAAGGAACCAGGAGGUUAAAAGGGCCUUCAUGCAUGUUAUACAUAAUAUUUUACAUGGGCAGAACAAAAUGGAGGCUGUAAAUGGAACACAAAUGAUCGACUUUGUGUUGUCUGGUAUGUCCAUUUGCAUCUUCACGGCUAAUACACUGUACUGGACGUGA
Nanorana parkeri is the source of this 1035-nucleotide messenger RNA. Its product is annotated as olfactory receptor 1038-like. The coding region runs from base 1 to 1035 and encodes 344 amino acids. Gene Ontology annotation, biological process: G protein-coupled receptor signaling pathway; sensory perception of smell. Lineage: Eukaryota; Metazoa; Chordata; Amphibia; Anura; Dicroglossidae. Gene Ontology annotation, cellular component: membrane. The record is from RefSeq and is a predicted model, not a curated record. The transcript has 2 exons. Gene Ontology annotation, molecular function: odorant binding; G protein-coupled receptor activity; olfactory receptor activity.